AGUAAGUGAGUGAGAAGGAUGAAAUGGUGAAGUAUUAACGAUGAGGUCUCUCUAUGUUUGUCUUUCUGCAGUCCUGCUGUCAGUCUCAGUACGGGGUCACACGGAUUCUGCUAAUGGUUGGUCAAUGACAAUCGCGGAUGGAGUGAGGGCUGAGGAAGGAGGCUCCGCUGUCUUACCCUGCAGCUUCACCCACCCUGACGCUCACCUCACACUUACCGGCUCCAUCUUAUGGCACAAGGCGGAAACACAGGCUUUAAUCUUUAAGUGUACAUAUCCUGGUCCAGACCAUUCCCAGGGUGAGCUGUGUGAGAAUGUGAGACAGCGGGAUGGUAGGAAUCGAUUCAGAUUCGUGGGGAACCUCAGCAACAAAGAUGCCUCAAUAAUGAUGGAGGGACUGAACCAGGAGGAUGCUGGUUCCUAUCGGUGUCGUGUGGAGCUCAAUAUUAACAAUUUUGGAUCUGGAAAAGGAACACGCCUGGAAGUGGAAGCUUCUCAGGAAAAUGUCUCAGUGGUGAGUGGGACAGAGGGAGAUUCAGUCACUUUACCCUGUAUCUUCAGGCGCUGGGACUCCCACGUACUGACCAAUGUUACCUGGAUGAGGAAGGAGCCUUACCAACACAUCGUUACAUUUACAGCCCAAUCACAGGGAAAUUGGACAACUGGACACGGUGGAAAUCGGUACGAGCUCAUCGGGAACCCAGAGGAGGGAAACGCCUCGACCAGGAUAAACCAGCUGAGAGUGAGGGACAAUCACACUUACCUUUGUCUGGUGGAAUACAGAUCAAGACGCAAUCUUUUGUAUCUGAUCCAGAAAGAGACUCGGCUGCAGGUACAUGGUAAGAAACCGUUCCCACAUUCUUCAGCCUGUAGAAGGUGCACAGUGAGAGUGGAACAGAUUCUGUGA
Molecule: messenger RNA, 904 nt
Organism: Hemiscyllium ocellatum (epaulette shark)
Lineage: Eukaryota; Metazoa; Chordata; Chondrichthyes; Orectolobiformes; Hemiscylliidae
Product: polymeric immunoglobulin receptor-like
Exons: 3
Coding region: 41-904 (287 amino acids)
Biological process (GO): regulation of actin cytoskeleton organization; regulation of osteoclast development; regulation of bone resorption
Cellular component (GO): plasma membrane
Source: RefSeq, a predicted model, not a curated record